Molecule: messenger RNA, 1105 nt
Organism: Cetraspora pellucida
Lineage: Eukaryota; Fungi; Glomeromycota; Glomeromycetes; Diversisporales; Gigasporaceae
Source: the annotation of a GenBank genome assembly
AAUUAUUGAAUUGAAUAAUUUAGAUAUUGAUAUGAUUUUGAAACUCUUAGUUGCUGUUGAUGAGUUGUCAAUUGAAGAACUUAUUGAUUUUAUACAAGACUAUUUAAUUAAUAACAAUUUAUUUGAAUUACAAUCAUAUAAAAUAUUGAAUUUUAUCAAUACUAAAUCAAUGUUUACAAAACUUAAGAAAAGUUUACUCAAAAUUAUUUGCAAACAUUCAAUAGUCUUAUUUGACUAUGAUGAAUUUCUUGAUUUAGAUAAAGAUGUUUUAAAGUUGGUUAUUGAACAUGAUAAUCUUGAUAUGAAAGAAAAUUUGAUUAAUCAAGAGAUUGCUUUAAUCCUAACAAAGUUAAUAGAUAAAAAAAAAGAUGAUGAAUCAAAAGGAUUCAAAUAUAAAUUCACUUUGUUAUAUAAUAGUUAUUUAGAUGGAUGGGCACCUCAAUUAUUUCAUUCUAAAUGUGAUAAUCAAGGUCCAACUAUCAUAGUAACUAAAAUUUUAAAUACAACUCUUCUUAUAGAAACCAUUAAAGCUAAAAAGACUACAUAUGCAAAAUUAUUUGAAGAUUAUUUGAAACAAAGAGGAUAUUCUGUUUAUCAAUUUAUUGAAGCUUCACUUGAAGUUUCUGAGAAACUUGAAUUGUUUUACAAAACUCAAAACUUUCUGUUUUUUCAAUAUAUAGUUAUUAAUCUCUAUAAAGAAAGAGCAUCACGUAUUAAAACUUUAAUGAAUUAUGAUUACAUUAUUAAAGAUCAUACUAUCAGAGACAUGAAUAUAUUUAACAAUUUUGUUAAUAAUAAAGAUGAACGAGAAUAUGUGAAUAAGAAAGUUAUUGAAACUGAUCAUUUUGAAUUUUAUAAGGUUGUUUAUAUAGACUUACCUCUUAGAACAACAACUAGAUGUAAAAAGAAACAAGGUAGAUAUGGUAAAAUAUGUUUAAAUAAAUAUUUAAAACAACUUUAUACUUUAUAUGAAACUAGUAUUGAUACUAUUUAUCUAGAACAUAUUAAGUUCAAUAAUAAAAUUGUUUUAUAUAAAGGUUGUAUUAAUUUCAAACUAUGUCAAAAGAAAUGCGAUCAUAAAUCUUAUGAUCUUUUUUUUAAUUAA